Agelaius phoeniceus (red-winged blackbird) is the source of this 1272-nucleotide messenger RNA. It is a transcript of the gene MED8, whose product is annotated as mediator complex subunit 8. Gene Ontology annotation, molecular function: RNA polymerase II cis-regulatory region sequence-specific DNA binding; transcription coregulator activity. Gene Ontology annotation, biological process: regulation of transcription by RNA polymerase II. NCBI's taxonomy places the organism in Eukaryota, Metazoa, Chordata, Aves, Passeriformes, Icteridae. The record is from RefSeq and is a predicted model, not a curated record. Gene Ontology annotation, cellular component: core mediator complex; mediator complex.
CGGCUCUCCCGGGACCACGGGGCGGGGCCGCCGCCGCCAUCGCCGCCGCUAUCGCCGCCAUGCAGAGAGAGGAGAAGCAGCUGGAGCUGACCCUGGAGGCACUCAUCAGUCAGGUGGCCGACCUGAAGAACUCCUUGGUCAGUUUUAUCUACAAGCUGGAGAACGAGUAUGAUCGACUCACAUGGCCUUCAGUUCUGGACAGCUUUGCAUUGCUCUCAGGACAGCUGAACACCUUGAAUAAAGUGCUAAAGCACGAGAAGACGCCGCUGCUGCGGAACCAGGUGAUCAUCCCGCUAGUGCUGUCUCCAGACCGCGAUGAGGAGAUCAUGAGGCAGACAGAGGGGCGUGUGCCGGUGUUCAGCCAUGAAGUGGUGCCCGACCACCUUCGAACUAAGCCCGACCCUGAGGUGGAGGAGCAGGAGAAGCAGCUGAUCACAGAUGCAGCUCGAAUCAGCCCUGAUGCAGCACAGAAACAGAUCCAAAGUCUGAACAAAAUGUGCUCAAAUUUGCUGGAGAAAAUCAAUAAGGAGGAGCGUGAAUCUGAAAGUGGAGGUUUACGACAGAACAAGCAGACCUUCAACCCUGCAGAUACCAAUGCCCUGGUAGCAGCUGUGGCCUUUGGGAAAGGGCUGUCAAACCGGAGACCCCCAGGCUCUGGGGCAUCUGUCCAGUCAGGCCAGCCAGGAGCUGGUGCCAUCAUUGCAGGUGCUUCAGGCAUGCAGCAGGUCCCAAUGACAGGUGCACCAGCUCAGCAGCAGCCAAUGCUGGCAGGAGUGCAGAUGGCACCAGCAGGGCAGCCAGGAAAAAUGCCGAGUGGCAUAAAAACAAAUAUAAAAUCUGCCUCAAUGCAUCCGUAUCAGAGAUGAGCUGAGAUGAACCAGACCCAGGGAACAGACACAUUUGUUACUGCUGCAGGCACCCCACCUGGAUUCCUUCUAGGACUUCCCAGUCCCUUCACAUAUCCACACACCAUAUUUGGGAAGACAGGGUUUAUAAGGCCCUUCCCUGGAUUUUAUUUAGUGCUGGGUGGCUUGUGUGGAGCUGCUGCUGGCCGUGUCUCCUGGACACAAGUACUUCUCUGUUCAGCCAGAGCAGAGGACUUUGCUUCUGGUAUGGAUGCCAUCUUCUCCAGGUCUGUUCUGGAGGAUCACUACCCUUUCCUGACAGAGACCCUGAAGAGCUGCACAGAGCUCAUUGUUUCUGCUUGUUCACUUGGUAUGUGCUUUCUUUACUUGGUCUUGUUUAAUAAAGACCUUGUUAUACUCACUGUGA